Messenger RNA from Saccostrea echinata, 686 nucleotides. RefSeq names its product dynein light chain 2, cytoplasmic. Bases 118 to 387 code for a protein of 89 amino acids. Gene Ontology annotation, biological process: cilium assembly; microtubule-based process. NCBI's taxonomy places the organism in Eukaryota, Metazoa, Mollusca, Bivalvia, Ostreida, Ostreidae. Gene Ontology annotation, cellular component: cytoplasmic dynein complex. The transcript is spliced from 2 exons. Gene Ontology annotation, molecular function: dynein intermediate chain binding; dynein light intermediate chain binding. The record is from RefSeq and is a predicted model, not a curated record.
UCAGGUUUGAGAACUUUUGCACCGCAUAUAUUUUAGUUGAGCGGUUACCAAGAAGGUUCAUUCCCUAGAUCUCUUGAAUCUCUGCAGCAACCUCCCAGUUUAGGAGUAAAGCCAACCAUGUCUGAAAGAAAAGCUGUCAUCAAGAAUGCUGACAUGUCGGAGGACAUGCAGCAGGAUGCUGUCGACUGCGCCACAACAGCCUUGGAAAAAUACAACAUUGAAAAGGACAUUGCAGCUUACAUCAAGAAAGAGUUUGACAAAAAGUACAACCCCACAUGGCACUGCAUUGUUGGAAGGAACUUUGGUAGCUACGUAACCCAUGAGACCAAACACUUUAUCUAUUUCUAUUUGGGACAAGUUGCCAUCCUUCUCUUCAAAUCUGGUUAAACACCAUGUUGAAAACUAGUUUUAACAAAUUCUUUUUCAAUGGGGGAACAGACUUUACACAGGAAGUUGGACAGAAUUAAAGUUUGUGUGCUGGAGAUUAAAUUUUACAAACUCUUUACAAUUCAAAGACUUUGAUUUGCAAGGUUGCAUUCAUUUGUAUACAGUUAAUAUUUUGUUAAUUUAUUUUGUAUUAAAAAUUUGUAAGAAGCUAGAAAAUCAUUGAAAUUCAAUGGUGGAAUCUGUUACUUGUCCAUUUUAUUUGAAGAAGUAACAAGUUCAAUAAACAUUUACCCUUGUUA